UUAUGGACCCAUUGACUGGAUGGAAAUUCUUUGCAUCACCAACAGAGAUUUCGUAUCUCAUGGCUAAAUGUGGUCAAAACGAAUCUGAACAAGAGAAAGGGGCAGAUGGAUCAAAGACUGACCAAAUGUGUUUGAAGCCAGAGAGUUCUGAAAAUCUGGAAACAACAAAGGAGAACAAUUUCUCGUCUGAAAUGGAGAAUAGGAACAAAAAUGUUUAUAUUGAACGGAAGAAACCAGAUGGGUUACCUCCUGGUUGGACAAAAGAAAUCAAAGUUACAACAACAAACACAGGACGUGUGAGAAAAGAUCCGUACUACACGGAUCCUGCAACUGAAUAUGUGUUCCGUUCCAAAAAAGAUGCACUGCGUUACCUGGAAACUGAAGAUAUCUAUCAAUGUAUUAUGACUCCAAGGAAGAGGGAUGAACUAAAGUUUCUAACUGAUGAGACCUUGGCAAUAGAUGAAGAGGAUAUAAAUUCUACAAAGCUAAAGGAUUACCCAAAUCAAGAAACAAAAGUGGGGAACACUUUCACUUCUGAACAGAAUGAAAUAGUCUUUGACGACGAUUCGCAGGAAAAGGUCUUUCUUCUUGCCUAAAAUAUCUGCCAGAAC
This is a messenger RNA of Impatiens glandulifera, 611 nucleotides long. RefSeq lists its product as uncharacterized. The record is from RefSeq and is a predicted model, not a curated record. NCBI's taxonomy places the organism in Eukaryota, Viridiplantae, Streptophyta, Magnoliopsida, Ericales, Balsaminaceae. Gene Ontology annotation, molecular function: DNA binding. The coding region runs from base 3 to 596 and encodes 197 amino acids. The transcript is spliced from 5 exons.